AUGUCUGGAGCUACUUUAGUGGCCUCUCUGCCGUCGCGCAUAGCGUCGCUGGUUCAUUCGCAUUUCGAUGCUCUGCCUACUCGCAGUAAGCCAAGCAUCUUUCCAGAUGGCUCGAGGGAGUGGAUUCCAAUGACCGGCAUUGUUGCUGUCAAAGAAGAAAAUACAUCUUUGGAGAGCCUGCACUGCAUAGCUGUCACAACCGGCGCAAAAUGUCUGUCCGCCUCUCAUAUCCCCCGCUGUCGGGGUCUCGUGCUCCACGAUUGCCACGCAGAGAUAUUAGCCCUCCGCGCCUUCAAUUACUGGCUUCUUACUGAAUGCCAUGGCUUUAUAGCCGAAGAAAUGAAGUGCAAGAAUACUCCAACCUCCUCAUUCGUUCGCAGAAGAAACCAGUCAAAUCAGGACCCGGCAUCAGCCUCGUCAAUAGACUGGCCCCCUUUUGAGCUUCAACCUGACGUCAAAAUUUACAUGUACUGUACCUGCGCACCCUGCGGUGAUGCAAGCAUGGAGCUCUGCAUGGCAACCCAAGAAGAUGCCACUCCAUGGGAGGUAACACGCGACGCCAAUAUUGGCCCGAAUUCAGAAAGCGCCGAAGAAAGCAUGCUCGAUGGACGAGCUCACUUCUCUCUCCUUGGAAUAGUUCGUCGAAAACCGGCGCGCACAGAUGCGGAAUCUACGCGAAGCAAGUCCUGUUCCGAUAAAAUUGCAUUGAGGCAGGUCUCUUCUUUGCUAUCGUGCGAGACUACUCGUCUCGUCGCCCCUACUGCGAACAGUUACUUGGCUGGCUUCAUUCUCCCCGAGGAUGAGAUUAGUCGUGUUGGAUGCGAUCGAUCAUUUGGACAGAAUGGGCGAAUGGCAGCUUUGGUGGGACGGUCGUGGCCGGAUAUCCAGGACUGCGCAGAGAAUCAAGUUGGGUUCCGAUUUCGACCAUUUGACAUUCUUUCGGUGCCUGCAGAAGAAGUCCAUGCAAUGUGGCAGUUCUCGAAACCCAAGCCUACAGAGGUCUUGCCUAAGAAGAGCAAGCCGGGGAACGCGAGUGCAGUAUGGACAGCGGCGCCGUCAUAUUCUCAUUCAUGCGUGAUAAUACCGGAUACGGGGAGCAAAAGCUUGCCUGCUUUGCGACGCUCCAAGACGGGGAUAUAUGAAACUCUUGUCAAUGGAGUGAAACAGGGGAACAAGGCAUCUGCGCCAGGUCCGCGGGGUGCUUCAUCGCUAUCUAGAGCUAAGUUGUGGGCUCUUCUCGACGAUAUUGUUUCUUUGAGAGCUUGCCAUACCAGUCUAGAGACUGCUACAGACUUGAAGCGGCAUGCAGAGAGUGUUCCGGCUGAGCAAUAUUUGGAGACACCUCGGCGAACAAUUCAACAUCUCAAGACGUACGAAGACUUGAAACGGAUUGGUGACCGCCUGGAAGAUCCGCUACGAGUUCGUGAAGAAGCCACUCAAGAUGCUAAGAAAGUUCUCAAAGGCUGGUUACCUAAUGCGAAAGACGAUAGCUGGGGAUUAGAUGUACUGGUUGAUCCUAAGAAGCGAAAGCGUUGA
This is a messenger RNA of Penicillium atrosanguineum, 1536 nucleotides long. Its product is annotated as tRNA-specific adenosine deaminase. Gene Ontology annotation, biological process: tRNA wobble adenosine to inosine editing. NCBI's taxonomy places the organism in Eukaryota, Fungi, Ascomycota, Eurotiomycetes, Eurotiales, Aspergillaceae. Gene Ontology annotation, molecular function: tRNA-specific adenosine-37 deaminase activity; RNA binding. The transcript has 3 exons. Bases 1 to 1536 code for a protein of 511 amino acids. The record is from RefSeq and is a predicted model, not a curated record.